UCUGCUGGUGUGGAAGACAGCUGUUAUCAGCAGUCAGGACAGUGUUGUUUAUGCUUUGUGAAAUCCUUCCGGAUAAUUGUAUGGUUGUUUAACACACUGACUUUCGGUGUCCGUGUCCCGGCUGUCUGUCUGCAUCUGUCCCGGGCUUUCGUCGCUCCUCGCGCGGCCUGUCUCCUCCGUGUUGACCGGACCAUGGUUUUGUCAACAUCACAGCAAGUCGCCCUGGCUUUCACGGCGGUGCUUUUUACAUUUGUCGUCCUGCCGAGGUUGUUUGGCGUCGGCGGAGGCACAGGGACCAAGGAAACCAGAUUUGACCCUCGCUACACUAGGAAAGCAGGUCCAGGUCCCGGUGCAGUCAGAGGUCAACCCAUCAACAUGAACGGGCCGGGGUCAUCUCAGACCUCUGAGAACAUGCAGCAGAUGAAGAAGCUGAUGGAGCAAGAGCUGAAGAGUGACAAGUACAAAUCCAACAGCAACAAGGGCUAUGUAUUUACACUCAUGCCUCUGUAUGCCAUUGGAGUUGGAGUAUUUGCAGCCUACAAGUUUUUAAAGAUCAAGUCUGCUGAUGACCAGGCUCAAAAGGAAAAAUUUGCAAAAGGGGCCAAAAAAUCAGUGGAGGCAGAAAACCAGUUAAACGAGCUAGAACAAAGGCUCGCCCAGACUGAGCGGAUGCUUAAUUCUAUCCUCACCCAGUUGGAUCCACUUACUAACUGUGUGAAGUCAGUGGCUCAAGAACAGAAAAAUGAGAUUAUGAGCCAACUCCAGACCAUCCGAUACCUGAUGAAGAAGAGAGGAAUGGACUGUCCGCCCCUUAACAUUAACGAAGGGUCUUGUGAGCGUAACCUGGAAGACCUCAUUGAGUCCCUCGGGGCCAGUGACACCUUGGCAGCAGAAGCUUCAGUAGUGAACAAGCAGACAUCUGAAGGAGCAGCAGGGGCGUCUGAACUCUGCCAGAAACCUUUAGAAGAUGAAGACGAGGCUCCAAGUGAAAGCACAGAGGUGAAGGAGCUCACACAGGAGGAAUCUGAACAGGAAGGGGAUGGAGAGGAGGAUGGAGAGGGCGAAGGAUUGGAAGACUCUGAGCUCAUGCCUUCGUUAGAGGACGGCACUGAAACAAACAUUGAGGAGAUAGGAGUGGAGCAGCUGGUAUCUGGACUCAGGCGACGCAACAGGCCAGAGUGAACUGUCUGCAGGACACUGUGCAGAAAUGUGACCGAUUAUUCUGAAUAUUUAAUAUCAGAGAGGUUUUCAGAGUCCAUCUACAUGUUCAUCCAACAUUAUAUUUAUCAGAGUAAACACAUAGGGCUAUCUUUUCCUGUUGCAGCUACAAAGACAUGUGGUAAAUGGGUUACAGUAAAUGAUUAUUUUCAUCAUUGAUUAGUCUGUCCUUCGUAAAUUCCUUAAAUUGACAUGAGUGCUGUUUUUCACUAGUCCAGGAGGAAAUGCCAAAAUACUUCCCUGACCCACAAUAGGCAACAAAUAUGCACAAAUGUUGUAUAUUUGUUUUGGAAAAAAUCACUGAAAUUAGGAUUUUGAUUCUGUCAGCUAAUUGGUUAUUCAUUGCCUCUCCAGUGCUUGGGUCCCAUUAGAUUUCAGCAGCCAUUUAAAAAUGUUCAUGUUAAAAGAAAAGCUUAAAUCACAGUUGGUCAACAUUUCAGUGUUUAUGUGUGCACUUAUGAGGUGCAUCUUGUUAAAUAUAAACUUAAAAGCCAGUUAUUCAGCUCAAACAUUACAGAAGAUAAUGUGAAAAGACUGGUAUCUGGUGGAUUUUUUUUAAUAACGCAAAAAAUUUUUUAGCAAGUUGGAAGCGAACUUUCACAAAAUUCACCAAAAAUAAAAAUGUAAAGUUUGACAAGGCUCUAAUACACAGAGGAUGUGGAACACUCUGAAAUGACUGAUGUCUUUUUUCAUGUUUGAGACAGAGAAAUAAUGUCUCCUCAUCAUAACCACCACAAACAGGUGAUCAAUCAGAAUCUACGUCAGAAUUUUUGCCAAAAAAAAAAAGUGUUUCCAUGUCCGCUAGGUACAUUUAUUUGCUCUUUGGCAAAAAAAACAAGACAAGAUAACUUGUGAGGUUUUUUUUUUUUUCUUUUUUUGGGGAAAUUUAUCUUAAAUUUUGUUAUUUUCAUUAUGAGAGAUGUCAAAAUGCAAAUUAAAUAUGGUUUACGGACUCACAUCUACAGACACCACUCCAGAAUCUAAUGCGAAAUAGCCACGUAUAUGGAAGGGGGGGGUUAUGCCAUGUCUUAUUCCACCCCUUCCUAUUGCAUGUUUUCAUUGAAAUACUAGCUGAUUACAGAGCUGAGCUAGAUCCAGAUUCAUUUUACUCUUAUGUGUGAGAUCAUUUUGCACCACAUUAGCUUUAUAAAACAUACUACGACAUAUAUUUCUACACUUCUGUCUUUCUUUAUCAGUGCCACUUUACAUUUUAACCUUUAGAUUACACUUCAUGUGUUUAAGUAAAAGUCAUCCUCAGUUUUACGUACAUUUGUUUAUUCAGUGCGUUUACUGUAUACGCUCCCUGGGUGUAUCAUUGUUGAGGUUUUUUCUGCAUGUUUUAUGUGACUCAUUUAUCAUUGGAAGUAUUUUGCACUCUGUUAUUUAACUUGAAGCCUUUCACGCCCAGCCUUUAUGUCUAAGUUAGUCUGAAGAGAAUGUUCUGUCAGUUUAUCUGAACCCUGCAUCACUGUCUGCUGCCACCAUCAGACUCAAGUAAUAUUCAGUAAUAAUGACAAGUUCACUGUAUCUGGACUUAUUUAGGCAAACUACACUUGCACACGGUAUCUAAUAUUGUGUGUGUGAUGCUUUCAUGAUCCACAAGUCUUAACAUAAAUAGUUUUUUUUUAUAUUUAAUAAAUGAAUGCUGAGUUAUGCAGCCUCUAAAUGGACAGACACUAACACUGCUGUGAUGAGUGUAUGCUUAAAUUACAAAGUAGUGUAAUGUGCAUUUUAGAAGUGUGAUUGCAGGCUAGUGGCAUGUUGUUGAUACAUCAGAACAUAUUAAUGCAUGCUGUUAUUUUCUACAACUUCCUUUUCGCUUGCAAAGUGUGACUGCAUGAUCUUUUUUAUUUAUUCACUUAAGAGGAAAAGGACAAUCAUUUGUACAAGGAAAACAUUAGCUCUAAGUUAAUGUUUGAUUUCUCCCUAUUGUUGCACAUCAGAACUAGGAUAUACAGCACAGGUAGAAUGACACUUAGUGAAAUCACGUAGAUGGCUUUAGACUGAAAGUCCAACAACUUUUUGGGAGUAUUGCUAAAAGCCUUCCUGGUUGUGUUUUCAUGUACAUAUUUGUUGUAAGAACAUCCAUCUAUAGAUACAGUGGCAUGUGUGGAAUAUUGACCCAAAUGUCCCAAAUACAAUAAUAUAUUGGGUUUCUGAUUUUAUUGAAUUGUAAAUUGUCCUGAUAUUAUUUAAUAAUAUCUAAAUGGCCCAAUAUUCAUGACAAUCACAUCUCCACGGCUGUUAAUUCAGUGUACUUACUGUAACUGUUAAUACAGUUGUCUAAACUAGUAACCAAUGAGUAUUUUUUGCUAAAAUUAAAACCCCCUGUUGUAAUUUCAGGUAUAUCAGCAUUAUAUAGUUUCACCUUCAAAAUUUCACACCUGAUUUUUAAGCCCAAGUUUCAUCCUAUAGAUUUCCAUGAUCCACCUUUAGCCCAUAUGCCUUAAACUCUUUUGUAAAUGUUAUGUGUCAUUUGUUCUCCCUCAUGCAUAAUGUUAUAUGUUUGUGUUGUAUAUCAUGUGGAAGUAGAGUGAAACAGGCCUUAGUAGAAAAUAAAACCAAAAGUCACAACUAU
Messenger RNA from Sphaeramia orbicularis (orbiculate cardinalfish), 3796 nucleotides. Its product is annotated as protein FAM9A. Bases 193 to 1182 code for a protein of 329 amino acids. Gene Ontology annotation, biological process: synaptic transmission, cholinergic; protein localization to cell surface. The record is from RefSeq and is a predicted model, not a curated record. The transcript is spliced from 6 exons. Gene Ontology annotation, cellular component: intracellular membrane-bounded organelle; neuronal cell body; neuron projection. Lineage: Eukaryota; Metazoa; Chordata; Actinopteri; Kurtiformes; Apogonidae.